Molecule: messenger RNA, 4687 nt
Organism: Salvelinus sp. IW2-2015
Lineage: Eukaryota; Metazoa; Chordata; Actinopteri; Salmoniformes; Salmonidae
Source: RefSeq, a predicted model, not a curated record
GUUUGGCUAAUGUUCKUUGCUUGCUCAGGCUUGCUUGCCUGAAGAUAGCGUGCUCCGUGAAGAGACUAGAACAGAGGCUGAGUGGUAAAUCAAUCAUGGAAGAUAAUACCAAGCACAAACUAAAAUGCAUAUUUUUCACAACUUGAAAUGUAGCUAACUAUUCUAUUUUUUCUUGUCAGGAAUCAAGCAGAGUUAAACGCUUAUCAUUAAUGAUUUGGGCAUCGUUUUAUCACGAAAAGGAAGCAUGAGCUAGCUGGUCAGUGAAUUGUAGCUAGGAAAACACCAUCGAUUGUUAGCUAGCUAGCGUGCUUGUUAACGGUAAAACAGAAAGAACACAAUUCGUCAUGGAUUGCUCGUAAKCUUUGUGAUUAAUGUUUUGUAACAGGAAUGUGUUUGAAAAUGAGAGUCUUUUUUGAUUCUAACUUGCUAGCUAGCUAUAACGUUCCAUCUGAAAAUUGUCAAAAUUGUAUGAACAUGUAUGUUGACAACGGAGCUAUAACGACGUUAUCUGGCAAGGCUCAAGCCUGGAAUAUGUUGGGUUGCUAACGUUACAUUAUUGCGUCACGAAAGCCAUCAGAUAGGGAAUAUAUUACACUCGAUUUCUCGAGUUACUGUGGCUUUGUCAUAGGAGCUUGCGCCAUUGUCCUUGGAGACGGAACCGCAGAAAUGUGGGUACUAUAGCAGCUUGCUAAAAAAUACAGUAUUAGGGCCUAUGAGGGGGGCAAUCUUGGCAACGUCACUAGGCACGGUCACCACCAAAGAAGUCUCCCGAAACGGAAGAAGUGACAGGAUGAACAACAUCAACAAAAGCAGACCCUCCAGCUCCGCCAGCUUCUCCUCUACCUCAACAGCAAGUGCCCUUGAUGAUGACAGCACCAGCCUCAGGCAGCAGAAGCUGGAAAAGCAGAGGGCGCUGUUGGAGCAGAAGCAGCGGCGGAAGCGGCAGGAGCCUCUGAUGGUGCAGCCCAACCCAGAGGCCCGGCCCAGGCGCUCCAGGCCUCGGCGCAGUGAGGAGCAGGCCCCGCUGGUGGAGUCACGCCUCAGKAUCACCAGCGAUGUCAUCAUGGACGGUAUCGACGGCCCUGCUGCCUUCAUGGGCUCUGAGGCCCCAGACCUGGGCGCCAAGAUCCAGAUUCUGUCGGUGAGCAAGUCCCAGCCCCUGUCCCUGUCCCAGCCGCUGCACCAGUCUCCCCUCGCCGAGGAGCCUGACCGGGACGGGGACACGGAGACUCUGCUGGAGCCCAAGACGGACAUCCACGAGCUGCUGCAGAAACGAGAGGCGUGGGACAUCUCUCUCUGCCCCUCCCCCUCUCUGACUGACCCCGCCAACGACAGGGUGGUCCAGUUGGUUGGUGCAGUGGAGAAGGGCCCAGAGGAGGGCCCAGAGGAGGGGCCGGAGGAGGGGCUGGAGGAGGGGCCAGAGCGCCCACUGUCUGCCAGGGAGAAACUACUCCAGUCAGGUCUGUCAGGCAGUAUGAACUACGAAGAGGCCAGUGAGGAUGAGGAACACGGUGACGAAGACCGGACACGCUCGCUGUCCCCCAACCCAGAGUCAACCCGGCCUGCGUCUGCCUCCAGCACAAAGUCCAACACAGAAUACGUGACACCGGGGUCGCCCACGGCGGAGAGCGCCCUGAUCGAAGUGGACAACCUGGAGGAGUUUGUGGUGCGUCCCGCCCCCCGUGGCAUCACCGUCAAGUGCCGCAUAUCCCGGGACAAGAAGGGAAUGGACCGCGGCCUGUACCCCACCUACUUUAUGCACAUGGAGAGAGAGGACGGCAGGAAGUUUCUUCUUGCUGGGAGGAAGAGGAAAAAGAGCAAGACGUCCAACUACCUGAUCUCAGUGGACGCCACGGACCUGUCACGUGAGGGAGAGAGCUUCAUGGGGAAACUGAGGUCUAACCUGAUGGGGACCAAGUUCACGGUGUAUGACCAAGGCACCAACCCCUGUAAGAACCCUGGAGCUCUGCUGGAGGAGAGCAACACACGACAGGAACUCGCAGCCAUCUGCUAUGAGACCAACGUUCUGGGGUUCAAAGGUCCCCGCAAGAUGACCGUCAUCAUCCCAGGCAUGAACAUGAACUUUGAGAGGGUCCCCGUCCGUCCAAACAGUGAGCAGGACAGCCUUCUAAGUAAGUGGCAGAACCACUCAGUGGAGAACCUGAUUGAGCUGCACAACAAGGCCCCCGUGUGGAACGACGACACCCAGUCCUACGUGCUCAAUUUCCACGGCCGCGUCACACAGGCCUCUGUCAAGAACUUUCAGAUCGUCCACGACAACGAUCCGGACUACAUCGUAAUGCAGUUUGGRAGAGUGGCCGAGGACGUAUUCACCUUAGACUACAACUACCCCAUGUGUGCCCUGCAAGCCUUCGCCAUUGGRCUGUCCAGUUUUGACAGCAAACUGGCCUGCGAGUGACCAACUCCAUCACGACUCCUAACUCGCCAUUCCCUCCAUGGCCCUUUCAACCCACUCCCUGCCCCUCCAAAACAACGCCAACUCCACAACACCGCCCCUCCACCUCACCGUCACAGGAUUCAGCAUCUUCCUUGUACAGUCAGCAGUCAGCUCACCAGCAGUCUGCCACUAUGGAAAUAAUCAUGAACUAUGACCUCUCACCCCUUCGUGGUACAUCCAAUCAUGGCACUCGAAUCAUGCUGACUUGGAGAGCGGAUGAAGAGAGUGGGUGUGUGAGAGGACAAAAGCAAGUAGAUUUGGGCGGAGAAUAUAGGAUUUUCCUUAUCGGCAGAAAAAUGAAAUUACCAUCCACAAAGGGAAACUUGUCAAAUCAUCAAGGCACCUUUGUUUUUAUUUGUAUUUAUCUGUAGUUCUGUUUCAAUGAGUUUGUAUUGCUUUUUGUUGCGUUAGCUGUUGUAUAUUGGUGAUUUUAUGUGUAUUGAAAUUGAUUGAAAGGGAAAAAGGACACCAAGCAUCAUAGCCCAAAGUGUCAUGGGCACUUCUUGUUAGGGACAGGACUUCUAACACAGACUAGACCAGGUCACAGGAGAUGGUGUCUUUGAUUUAUUUCAGAUUUUAAUGUUUUAUAGGCCUCAACACAUGUCUGAUGAACUUAUGAGUUUUUAGCAGAUGCUUUUAAAGUUGCCUUUAAUGUUGAUUCCAAGUGUCAUUUUACUCCAUUUGACAUUCUGUUGCCUUCCACAAUCACUGUUGUGCGAUUCUUUUUUUGCAGCAUCAAGAUGUUCAAUAACUCUAACGUUAAACUAUUUCAACCCUUUUUUAUUUUCUUCCUUUUGAAGAUGAAUUUCUCGUAAUCACAUUUAUUUGCCUGCGUAUCCAUCCAAUGUGUCCUCAUCUGUUUUCUUGUUUUAAAAACACACGUUAGUAAAAGUAUCUCAGUAGCAUUCGGAGGAGUUUGGAACGGAACAUUUCUUACUGCAAUUCCUUUGUACAUGUCAUUUUGUGAUGUUUUAGCCCCAUGUCAAGUUAAAACCUCACGGGAAAGUCAAUAGAGUUGCCCAGCAAGCACGAUUAAAGGAUUUUAUUAUAGUUUUAUAUAAGAUAUGUCUUAAUGUUUGGACAUACGGCUCAUUGUUAAAUAUCAUGAAAUGUCAGUCCUAAAUGUCAUUUCAAUGUGUGGAAUACAAAAGAGUUAGCCUGGAAUCCAAACAAUAGAGGAAUAUUCUGUUUGGAUUCCAAGUCACCCUGUACUCAGUCUACAUUAUAUGCCAAACUUAUCUACCCAUUUAAAAUGACACCAGAUUGGAUAAUAACACUACAUUAUAUAUGUACUGUAACUGGAAGUGCUACUCUGUUCAGCAGACUAUACUUGUACUGUACCAUGAAGUCAUUGAGAAACCACUGGGCAAGAACUGGUUGGAUCAACGUAGUUUCCACGUCAUUUCAACCCCAACAUUUGAGGUGAUGACUUUGAAUCAACGUGGAACACUGAUUGGAUUUGCAAAAAGGAAUUGCGUCUUUUUUUUAACCCAACUUUUAAAUCCAAUGGCUGGGUCAAAUGUUUGYUUGAUUUCACGUUGGUUGACAACUCAACCAAAUGUAAAUCAAAACUAGACGUUGAACUGACGUCUGUGCCCAGUGGGAAAUUACUUUUGGGGCGACAUUUAAGGUGCAAAAUAGUUCACAUCUGUGCAAAAAUAAAUAAAUAAGGUGAGCAUAGAAAGUUAUUUAAGUAGAGUUUUAAGUACACUGAAAAAUGCAUAAAUAGUGGCCUUUUUUACAACGCUCAUUGCUGAAGAAAAGUUUCAAAUUACAUCACAAUGCCAGAUUAUUACUUUUACAGUAUUUUUUGCACAGUUUUAAACUAUUUUGCACCAUGAAGAAGUCKCCCUUGAUUAAAGUUUCAGCUGGAUGGAUGUGCUAUAGAGAUGAUUCUGUCCAGUACUGUGAUUCUUGUUCUUGGAGGAUUAGGAACAUUCCUGGGUAACCUGCAGGAUGCAUUUGAUURCUGUCCAAACAAGACAAACACUGAUUAUGUGUGACAGUGUCYGYAAACAAAGUUAAUUCACAAGAUGUACUGUUUGAAAGAGGGAAAGUGUUUGUUUUUACAAAAUAUAUUAAAGCGAGAAAUAUAACGUUUUACUACAAGAUACUUAUGGGGAAAUGCAUGCCAUUCAUAACUUAACUUUCUGACAAUUUUUGGGGGAUUGAAUUUCAGAAAUAUGACUGUAAAUAGAAUAAAUUCAAGAUAUUGUAAAGUGAACAAGA